CUCUGUCAAUUCGUCACCGCGAUAGUGCGAGGGUGACAACGUGACAACUUUGCUGAGCCCGACGAAAAUCGCGUUUGAUCUAUCGUCUUCUCGUCCAUCGUAUUUUCGACUCUCGUGAUCGUCGCCCACGGCAAUAGUGAGCGACAGCUGACAACUACUAUCGCUGUUUAUUGAACUCACAAAGCCUAAGCGUGCCCGAGUUCUGAUAACACUUGUCUCGAUCUAACAGCUCAACGGGAUGUCCAUUAAUCUAAGCGAGGUCGAUCCAUUUAGUGAGACGCCGAUGGAGCUGCCAAUUGAGCAAGAAUCCUAUGAAGAUGACCAAGCAAUAGUGGAGGAAAGUCCAAAGAACAAUAUAGAACCUAAUGCUGUGAGUGAAGUAGAUUAUGCCGAGCCUUUGACCCCGGAAGAAAUACGAUGGUUUUAUAAAGAUGGCGUUGACAAAAAGUGGAAUGAAUUUUGCGGGUACGACAGUUUAAGAAUUGAGAGAAUUUAUCGAGAACGUCAGAGUUUAAUUAGCGAAAGUAAUGAUGGAACAAAUGGUUUGCCAUCCGCUGAAAAAAUUGUGGUUAGAGGUGGCAUGUACGAUGUCGAAAUAGAUAAUAUGAAAUGCAUUUCGAUAUAUUGGCCAGGUGAAGAGUGGGAAAUUAUAAGAGGUACAUGGUAUUACGAUGGCAGUUGGAUACCCUUAGAAGCAGAACAUUCCGAAGUAAUAGAAAAGAUACAUCUUAAAUUAUUCCAAAAAGAAAGCAACAAUCAAAAUAUCAUUACGUGUGAUACAAAUCCUCCUCAAUCCUGUAAAGUAUUACAUACUGAGCAAUUCCCAGAGUUUCACGUUGAUUGGCACUCGGUUAACGAUGUGACAUUAUACAGCGAAUACACACCUACUAAAUUGAUGCGUAGCGUUACAUCAAAGUUGGGUUUUGCUAAAACAACAGGCUAUCGAUUAAAAAGAGGCUACAAAGUACGUACAAAUAUGGAGGAUAAGCCACGUGAUAUUGAUCAUUUAGUAUUUGUUGUUCAUGGAAUAGGACAAAAGCGAGAUACAGGGAAAAUUAUCCGUAAUACCACAUGUUUUAGAGAGUGUGUGGAUUGGCUUAAGCAAAAAUACUUUCCAAAUUCUAAACACAGAGUAGAAUUUUUUCCAGUUGAAUGGCGGUCAUCGUUAAAGUUAGAUGGAGAUAUAGUAGACGCAAUUACACCUUACAGUGUAUUGAGCAUACGUCACUUGCUUAAUACAUCAGCAAUGGAUAUUUUGUAUUAUACAAGUCCUCUAUAUGGUGCUGAAGUCCGAGCUGGAUUACAAAAAGAGUUAAAUAGUUUAUACUGUAUGUUUGCGAAUCGGCAUCCCGAUUGGCAGGGAAAGGUUUCAAUUUUAGCGCACUCCUUAGGAUGUGUAAUUGUAUAUGACAUAGUUACAGGCUGGAUAGGACCUGACACGCGACUCUCAUGUCCGCAGACGCAAGAAGUUUUAUCGCAAGGAUUGCAAUUUCCUAUUGAAAAUUUGUUUUGCUUGGGUUCGCCGUUAUCCGUAUUUUUAGCUCUGCGCACACGUACUCCAUCUAAUAGAUUAGAUGUAAUGCCACAAAGUUUAUGUAAGAGAUUUUAUAACAUAUUCCACUGGUCCGAUCCAGUGGCUUAUAGAAUGGAGCCGCUUUUGGAAAGGGGUUACAGCAAAAUUGAGCCAGUUCUAAUACCACCAUACGGAGGAAUUGAUGGUCAGCAAAUACCACAAUCGCCUUUAUCACUGAACAACGUCGAUCCAACUCUACCACCUACAGAAAAUGAUGAUAAAGAUGAUAGUUCAAUGGAUAGUCCACCUAAUCGUAAUGCAGAGAAGGGCUGGAGUCUUUGGGAUUUAGUGCGAGGUGGUUGGAACACUAGAGAAGGUCCAUCUUCGCCAACACCAGAUUCAAAUAUAUCAAUCCGUCCAGGUCAAGAAUUAGCACAACGAUUGGAUUAUGUGCUCCGUGCUGUUGGUUUAGGAAGAAAUUAUUUGUAUACUGUAACAGCACAUACAGCAUAUUGGAAUAACUACGACGUAGCCUAUUUCGUAUUAACAAGACUUUUCCCGAUGCUGGAAACUUGAUGGUGGUUUAAACAGCGCAGUUUAACAGCGCAGAGUUCCAGCAGUUUCUGCUAAGAUGUUAGGCCCGUAUUUAUAGUCGUUUCUCAAAUCUCAUCUCAAGAGCGUAUCAGGCGAGAUACUCAGAAUGGAAUCGAUAUCGAAAAGAGCGAUUAAAGCUACGUUUUUUACCUAUUUGAAAGUAACCUUUCCGAAAUUAAAUUACUGAUACGUCAAUAUGACACAUGUACAUAAUAUAAAAAUGGAACAAGCUAAUAUAU
This is a messenger RNA of Cyphomyrmex costatus, 2346 nucleotides long. RefSeq names its product phospholipase DDHD1. Bases 239 to 2089 code for a protein of 616 amino acids. Gene Ontology annotation, molecular function: glycerophospholipase activity; metal ion binding. Gene Ontology annotation, cellular component: cytoplasm. The transcript has 10 exons. NCBI's taxonomy places the organism in Eukaryota, Metazoa, Arthropoda, Insecta, Hymenoptera, Formicidae. The record is from RefSeq and is a predicted model, not a curated record.